Messenger RNA from Nerophis lumbriciformis (worm pipefish), 6744 nucleotides. RefSeq names its product G protein-coupled receptor 158b (gene gpr158b). Gene Ontology annotation, molecular function: G protein-coupled receptor activity. Gene Ontology annotation, biological process: G protein-coupled receptor signaling pathway. The record is from RefSeq and is a predicted model, not a curated record. Gene Ontology annotation, cellular component: membrane. Lineage: Eukaryota; Metazoa; Chordata; Actinopteri; Syngnathiformes; Syngnathidae.
CACACAUGGUCGUGGGCGACUCCUCCCGGGGAUUUUCUCACGUCGAGGGGAGGGGAAAUGACGGAACCGUAGAUAACUUACAGAAUUAUUAUUAUUUUAUUUUUUUCCACUCUCGUGGAUUCCAGCGAGUGGGUGAGUGGAUGGCGCAUUGAGGGGGUAAAAAUCACGCUGAAAAGUGGCUUUGAAGGAUGGCUCUCCUGGUCGUGCUCCUGCACACGGGGCUCGUUUUGGGCUCCAAUUACGGGUACGUGGAGUGGUCGGACGACAACGCGGUUAUUGGUACCCACGUCGCGAACCGGGAGCCGCCCCACCAGCCCACGGCGCGCGCCGUGGUGGCGCACAAGAUCGAGGAGGACCUCCCCCGGGUGGUGACCGCCUUCCUCCACAGCGGCGACUCGGCCGCGCUGAGGCAGGUCAACUGCUCGCGGAGGUACGAGCUGAGCAGCCUGCGUGGGGGCCUCCACGCCGCCUCGCACUACCCGCUGCGCGGCGUCCUGGAGACCGUGACGCACGCCACCAACUUCCUGAGCAUGAUCCUGCAGGCCAACAACAGGUCCGGGGAGGGCGCCGACCUGCUCUGGUACCACGCGUUGGUCCGCAGCAUCCUGGAGGGCGACCCCAAGAUCCACCGGGCGGUGGUGAGCCUCCACGGGGACGCGCCGACGCCGAGCCCGCACGUCUUCCUGCAGGCGACCCGCAGCGAGGAGCGGGUGGUGCUGCGCGACCUCUCCGGCUCCGCGCACCGGCUGCUGAGGAGCCGCAGCCCCGAGUCCGAGUGGUUCAACGAGUUCAGGGACGGGAGGAGAGCACACACGCACAAGUCCAAGACUGGAGUCCACCUGCUGGAACAGAACCACAUCAAGUGGUCCGCGCCGUACCUGGAGUGCGAGCAGGGGGCUUUUGUGCCCUACUGGCUGCUCACCUUGUCGGCGGGCUUCUACGGACUCAGGGGGGACUCUGCACCCCAGUUCAGAGGUGUUGUCCGUGUGGAUGUCAACCUGCAGGAUGUGGAUAUUGACCAGUGCUCCAACAGCGGCUGGUUUGCGGGGACUCAUCGCUGUAACCUCACCAGCAUGGAAUGCACGCCCAUCGCUGGCCACGGAUUUGUGUUGGACAAGUACAGGUGCCAGUGCAGGAGAGGAUUUUACCAUCCCAGUCGUGUGGCGCUCAACGGCUUUAAAAGUAAGCAGCAGGACCCUCAGAGAGACGACGCGGCUGAUGUUUCCACCAAGUGCCUUCCUUGCCACGAGGGCUGUCCCUACUGCAGAGACAACACGCCCUGCCUCGCCCAGGAGGACAGCGGGCUGCGGCUCGCUGUGGCCUCUUUCCAGGGUUUGUGCAUGGUUCUGGACCUGGCCACUAUGGUGGCAGUCUACCACCUCAGAAGAAAUAAGAGCAUCCGCACAUCUGGAUUCAUUCUGCUGGAAGCAAUGUUGUUUGGGGCUUUACUGCUGUACUUCCCUGUGAUGAUACUGUACUUCCACCCCAGUGUCUUCCGCUGUAUCCUCCUGAGAUGGGUACGCCUGUUGGGGUUCGCCAUCAUGUACGGCACCAUCGUCCUCAAACUGUACAGAGUGCUGAAGGUGUUCCUGUCCCGCACGGCCCAGAGGACGCCCUACAUGACCAGCUGGCGAGUCCUGAGACUGCUGACGGUGAUCCUGCUGGUGGUACUGUGGUUCCUGGUGGCCUGGACCUCCGCGGUGUGUCAGAACCCGGCGCUGACUCAGGCUUUAAUCACAGCUGGCUUCUCCACAGAAGGACUGCAGUUUAGCAUGUGUCUGCUGGACCGCUGGGACUACAUGAUGGCUGUGGCGGAGUUCCUGUUCCUGCUGUGGGGCGUCUACCUGUGCUACGCCGUCCGAACCAUUCACUCGGCGUUCCACGAGCCGCGCUACAUGGCGGUGGCCCUCUACAACGAGCUCCUGCUGUCGGCCGUAUUCCACGUCAUCAGGUUUUCCCUGGCUCCUGGACUUCAUCCAGACUGGAUGCUGAUGCUGAUCUUUGCUCACACUCAUCUAACUGUCACCGUGACUGCGGGUCUGCUUCUGGUUCCAAAGUUCCUAUCCAAAGGGAGUCCCACCCGCGAUGAUGUCGCAACCGAGGCCUACGAGGAGGAGCUGGACAUCGGUAGGUCCGGUUCUUACCCCAACAACAGCAUCGCCUCGGCCUGGAGCGAGCACAGCCUGGACCCCGAGGACAUACGGGAUGAGUUGAAAAAGCUGUACGCUCAGCUGGAGGUCUACAAGCGCAAGAAGAUGCUGGCCAACAACCCGCACCUCCAGAAGAAGCGCAACUCCAAAAAGGGCCUGGGUCGGACCCUGAUGAAGAGGAUCACCGAGAUCCCCGAGACCAUGCACAUACACCGCCAGUGCAGCCGCGACGACGGCAGCGAGCACGGCAGCAACCGCAGCACUUUGAGGAGGAACCACAUGGAGAUGAGCCAUCAUCACGGAAAAGCCAGAGAAGACUCCUUGAAGAACAGCGUGAUGGGCUUGCAGAAGUCGCUGAGCUAUGACCACGUCUGUGACCCCGACCAGGGAAGCCAAAGCGGCUCCACAGCAGGAGACAAAUUGACUCCGGUUGGAGUUGCCGGGGAAGGCUCUCUCCUGGGUUCCCUCAUCGGCCGCAAACACUCCAAGAAGCAGCUGGAACCGGCCGCCCCGCCGUCGAAGCUGGAGCCGGCCGAGUCCGCCGAGUCGGUGCCGCUCUUCUGGAAAUCGGCCAGCGUUCACAACCUGACGCACGAGAAGAGGCCGGUGCAGCUGCGGACGUCCAUCAUGCAGAAGUCUCUCAGCGUGAUCGCCAGCGCCAAGGACAAGAUGCCGGGGCUCGCCAACAAGACGCAGAGCGCGGAAGACGCCGGCAAGAGAGGUCUGAAGUGCCAGGAGGGAGUGCUGUCGGAGGUGGAUGAGACACCUGAACAUUAUCCCAAAAUGAUCAUCAGCCAAUCGGUGGAGUAUUCCAAGACACCCUUGAAGAUGGGCAUCAUGAAGCAGCAGGUGAGCGGCAGCCAGCCGUCCAUUUGUUCUGAGACGGGCAGGAACCUCUACGACGUGUCUGAAGUUGGUCCCUGGGAGAUGGAGGAGCCGCAGACGCCCUCCGAGGUCAAGACUCAGAAGCAUGUGUCCAUCGCCCCGGAGGAAGCCAAUGCGGGCCGUAGAGGAAGUAGCGGCUCUGGCGUCAGCAAAUGUAGUCGAUCUCAGCAGAGACCGAAAACUGGACAGUCGCCUUCUAACAGGCGGCGUUCCAAAGAUAGAGGAGGGGACAGGGAGGAGAUACGGAAAACCCGUGCACCCAGGUCGCCUCUGCCUCUCAGGCCAGAUGUGUCCCCCUGGGAAUUCGAGGAGCAGCCCAUGCUGGAGGGGGUCUCAGACUGUAUUUCGCCAGACCGAAUCCGGCGGAAGAAAAGCGUCACCCCGACUGACGGGAAGCCCAAGGCCCUCCACUCGGACCACUCCAAGUCCACGGGAAGCCUUCUGCAGCCUCCCACCUUAAUGGUGGAGAUCUGUCCUUGGGAUUACAGCAGCCCGCCCUCACCCAAGCAGGAGAAGUCCUGCGGCAGUCCCUCCACGCACAAGAAGAAGCGGAAAGGUUCCUGCUCGUCCGCCCACAAAGCAGAGAAGGAGAAAGGCCGGGAGAAACCCCGGGAGAGACGGAGCUCCUCCAGCAAGCCCACGUCAGAGCGAAGGCGCGUCAGCCAGUCGUCGGAGUGCACCGGGCCCGUCUCCGAGCGGCGGAGGAGCUCCAGCAGAGACCCUGAGGGGAUGGUGGUCAGGAAGGCGGAGGUCCUCUCGAGGGAGACGGAAACCAAACACACCUCCACUGACAGGAAGAACGAGCGCAGUCACAAACCUGCAGUUGUUGGCGCUCCAAAAAUGGCCGAUGUCUGUCCCUGGGACUUUGAGGACCCAGACCGCGGGGAAAGGGCAUGAUGGAUGACCGUUUUUUCUACUGACUCAUGAGCAGCCUCAAAAGCAAGAACGCUGCAUGAAUGAAAACAAUCUGUCAGUCCUACUUCUGCACUUUUUAGGAAGAACGUGGCGAUUUUUUUUUCUCACACAUUUUCAAACUCAUCCCAUUGCCAAACACUCAAUCCUUUGAUCUUUUUCUGUACUUAGAAAAGUCAAUGACAGAGUCAAGGCACAAUCAGUGAUCAUUCAACACAAGUCAGUGUGUUGAGAAGCAAUACAAGCCAAAGGGACUUGAAUCAUGAAGGAUCUUUGUAAUUAUGCCAGGGAUUGUUUUGGGGGCCAUUUUCAAAGGGGUGUCAAAAACGUCGAUUCUCGAAAGAGUAGCAAUUCUUAUCUGUAACGAUUCUUAGUCUGUUCUUUCCAGUCAUUUUUAAUGUUCGAACUGAGAAACUUGUUGUUUUUUUUUUGGCAAAUAAUCAUUGACUUAGAAUUUAAUGGCAGCAACACAUUGCAAAAAAGUUGGCACAGGGGCAUUUUUACCACUGUGUUACAUGGCCUUUCCUUUUAAGAACACUCAGUAAUCGUUUGGGAACUAAGGAGACCAAAUUUUUGAAGCUUUCCAGGUGGAAUUCUUUCCCAUUCUUGCUUGAUGUACAGCUUAAGUUGUUCAACAGUCCGGGGGUCUCCGUUGUGGUAAUUUAGGCUUCAUAAUUUUCAAUGGGAGACAGGUCUGGAUUACAGGCAGGCCAGACUCGUACCCGCACUCUUUUACUACAAAGCCACGCCGUUGUAACACGUGGCUUGGCAUUGUCUUGCUGAAAUAAGCAGGGGCGUCCAUGAUAACGUUGCUUGGAUGGCAUUAUAUGUUGCUCCAAAACCUGUAUGUACCUUUCAGCAUUAAUGGUGCCUUCACAGAUGUGUAAGUUACCCAUGUCUUGGGCACUAAUACACCCCCACACCAUCACAUAUGCUGGCUUUUCAACUUUGCGCCUAUAACAAUCCGGAUGGUUCUUUUCCUCUUUGGUCCCGAGGACACCACGUCCACAGUUUCCAAAAAAUAUUUGAAAUGUGGACUCGUCAGACCACAUAACACUUCUCCACUUUGCAUCAGUCCAUCUUAGAUGAGCUCGGGCCCAGCGAAGCCUGGGUGUUGUUGAUAAAUUGCUUUGGCUUUGCAUAGUAGAGUUUUAACUUGCACUUAGGAUGUAGCAACCAACUGCAGUUACUGACAGUGGUUUUCUGAAGUGUUCCUGAGCCCAUGUGGUGAUAUCCUUUACACACUGAUGUUGCUUUUUGAUGCAGUACCGCCUGAGGGAUCCAAGGUCACGGGUGUUCAAUGUUGGUUUUCAGCCUUGCUGCUUACGUGCAGUGAUUUCUCCAGAUUUUCUGAACCCUUUGAUGAUAUUACGGACCAUACAUGGUGAAAUCCCUAAAUUCCUUGCAAUAGCUUGUUGAGAAAUGUUGUUCUUAAACAAUCUUCUCACGCAUUUGUUCACAAAGCGGUGACCCUCGCCCCGUCCUUGUUUGUGAAUGACUGAACAUUUCACGGAAGCUGCGUUUAUACCCAAUCAUGGCACCCACCUGUUCCCAAUUAGCCUGUUCACCUGUGGGAUUUUCCAAAUAAGUGUUUGACGAGCAUUCCUCAACUUUCUCAGUCUUUUUUGCCACUUGUGCCAGCUUUUUUGAAACAUGUCGCAGGCAUCGAAUUCCGAAUGAGCUAAUAUUUGCAAAAAAUAACAAAGUUUACCAGUUCGUACAUUAAAUAGCUUGUCUUUGCAGUCUAUUCAAUUGAAUAUAAGUUCAUUAGCAAAUCAUUGUAUUCUGUUUUUAUUUACCAUUUACACAACGUGACAACUUCACCGGUUUUGGGUUUUGUACUUAAUCAUAGAACCAACACCCAAUGUUAUUAACAAAAUAUUGAUUUUGAAUCGAGAAUGGAUUCUGAAUCGAAUCGUUACCUUUAAGAUUCAAAUCGAACCGUGUGGUGCCCGAAGAUUGACAGCCCUACAUUUUCAGAAAAAUGAGGACCGUACUUCUCCCUCAAGUCUUAUUUUAAGUGUCUUUUUAAGGACCUUCUGCAAAAGUCCUAGUCAAAGAUCAUCUCUAUGACAGCACUCCAAUGUUUUUUAAGAAUCUGCUGCAAAAAUGUGAGGUUUUUUUACCUGAACUCAUUGAAUAGCACAAAGGGAGAACAAGAGAGGACCUAAGAUGGAACCUUGAGGAACACCAGUGGUAUAACUACGAACUACUGACUGCAUGUGAAGUAAACAAGCUACAACUUAGUUACAUGAGUCACAUUAGGGAAAAUAACUGCCAAAAAUGGAGAGGACUUAAAGGGGUGCCUUGAGGAACGCCUCAGUUAUGUAAAUGCCAAGUUAGGACCCUAAUGUUCUAGGUUUGGAAGCAGGGUUAAAAUGUCAAUGCAAGGACCUGCCAAUGUGUUUACAUGGUCCAAGUUCCUCCUGUUUUUAAGAAUUGGCUGCAAAAAUGUUGGUUCGAAGUUUGGAACUGACCUCGGGAUUAUGCAAAUGUAUGCCUGGGUUGUUUUUUUUCCCCCCCAUUUCCCCUUCGAAGGAAAUAAUAUGGAAGAUGUCGGUCAAUCCAAGAUGUGUAGUUUUUCUGCUACGUCAAGUCACUUUUAUUGCUGGUCGGCAUUUUUUUAGCUCGUCAUCUUUUUAUACCACACUUCUUUUUUUUUUUACCAGAAGGAACUUGAAUCUUGCUCUUGUUUACCAGCAGGUCUGCCCCUUACUGGAAUAUUGACGUAUGAAACCCCCCCGAUAGGUCCAGUGGGAGCUCGUUAUAAUAUAUUCAACACUGACAAUGCACAAAC